GACUACAGUAAGUGCGGGACCAAUGCAGUUUAUUUUAUUAUUCAGACAACAGUGACAACAGACCACAAAAUACCUGUGUCUUAGUUUAUUUCAUAUUAACUGGAAGCGUCUUUUUACUCUCUAUCGAAUGGUAAAUUUUUUAAAACUUUGAAUGUUAAUGCACUUUUUCCUUUACAAAACUGUAAAACUCAGUUACUCAAAGUUUCUUAUCCCAACCUGCCUGUCCAAAAAAUAACUCUUGCAUGUGUAGCGUGCCUAUGUUUAAAUGUUGUUGUGUCCUAAAAAACUUUGCAAUUGAAUAUUUUAAGUUUGAACAAUGUCAUAAUUGUCAUCACAAACCUAGCGUCAAAAACUAGUAAAUAACGAUUUAAGUUUGUACAUACAUGUGCAGACUUGAAUCAAAAACUAAAACCCUUAUAAGCUUUCGUUUUCCAUCAAGGGAUCAGUUCUUGCCGUGACCCUACAAAAGACGAUAAACAUCUCGAAAUAAUUUCACUGUGGAACCACCGACGCAUAAUUCAAAUCAAAGCUAUCGUAAUAGAUGUGAUCUGCACACCAUGGAAGCCUAAGUAGUUUUUUCUACUUUGAAAAAAGAGCAUUUUACUGUCUGAAUCAGCGACUUCGGCCGAGAAGAGCGGCUAAAUAGGCCUUUCCCAAGAUAUUUGAAACGCAAAGGUGACUGGGAGAGCGUAGCUCGCAAGUGAGGCUAUGGUAAGUACAUUUCCAAGAUGGCGGAAGUCGAAUGGCUGAAGUUACAUGCCCGCAAAGACCAUCUACAAAAAAGGCUUAAAGCUCGCGGUUUGAAAACAACAGGACGAAAAGAAGAACUUAUCCAACGUGUGGUGGAAGCGAAUAAAGAUGGGACUGAGACGAUCAAAGAAAGGGAAACGAGAGAGAAACAAGAGCGAGAAACGAGAGCUGCUGAAAAACUUCGCAGUCCAUCUGAGGAUCUUCCAGAUCCUACAGCUUUGAACAACUGGACGAGUGAUCUUUCGAAACUGCCACCGAUUAGUUAUAAAGAAAUUAUAGACUAUUUGGUCUAUGGAACAUGUAAAUUCUUCCAAAGGGAAGACAUGAAGUGUUUCAAACAACUGAAAGCAUUCAAAUUUUUUAAGGACGGGCACGUACAAAAGAUCGAGUUAAGUCUUAUCAGUGAGACGAGCAGUUACUGCUUCGUGAAGGCGACAGUGUUACCAUCCAUGCGUCAAGACCGCUUUUACAGAACUUGGGUUUCGGUUGUGAAAGAAACAGCUAAAGUGUUUUCAGCAGAUUGUAAUUGUACAGCGGGGUUAGAUGAGGCUUGCAACCACAUUGCAGCAUUACUGUUUGCCCUUGAGGAUUAUGUAAAGAGCCAUCGCAACACCAGGGCCGACAACAUUGCCUGCACAUCCAAACCUUUUGAGUGGAACAAGCCACGCAAAACGAAACUUAGCCCCAAGCUUAUAGAUGAGAUGAGACCAGUUAAGCACCAGUAUGGUAAAGUACCAAGAUUAGCAGCUGUGCCUAGUAAUGAAACAUAUGAAGCAUGUCCCACAGUACCUAAUUUUUUUUUUCUCAAGCCUUUUGGAUGGCCUGAGAUUAGUAAAUCCUCGAUGUGCUAUAUUUACUGCUGUUAAAAAGCAGC
Molecule: messenger RNA, 1624 nt
Organism: Stylophora pistillata
Lineage: Eukaryota; Metazoa; Cnidaria; Anthozoa; Scleractinia; Pocilloporidae
Source: RefSeq, a predicted model, not a curated record